This is a messenger RNA of Besnoitia besnoiti, 2979 nucleotides long. RefSeq lists its product as uncharacterized. Lineage: Eukaryota; Apicomplexa; Conoidasida; Eucoccidiorida; Sarcocystidae. The record is from RefSeq and is a predicted model, not a curated record. The transcript has 5 exons. The coding region runs from base 1 to 2979 and encodes 992 amino acids.
AUGGAUCGAGAAAGAGCUGGAUUCAACGCAGAUUCUUGGCUGCUUCGCAUUGUUAAUUUCGAUAGCCUCAGUUACCGCGACCUGAUUGUUCCUUGGUGGAUAAUAGACCCCGUCGACGAUCGAAGGCCCCUGACGUGCUGCAUUCGCUGCGUCGUUUGCCUAGCGUUCCCGGACGAUGCACGCAAAUCUCCUGUGGAAGGGGCGUGCGCUCAAGCCGAAGCCCCGCCCCCUGCUCAGGGCCCCUCGUAUGUUGCCGCAGGCGAAAGAGCUGGAGGUAGUGCUGCAAGCGAGAGGGGGGGCGAAGCAGAUGAUCUCAUGAAAGAUGGACGCACAACCCAAAGCCUGACGUAUCUGUUGUCUCAAAGGAACGACGCCAGUACAACAUGCGGGCGGACGAGCUCUGCCAACGAGUUUACUGCAGUGUACAGACGUCAAGUUAUCUAUUGUGGAUCGCGAGCAAUUGAAGAACAAAAACAGGCUAGACAUAGUGGCAGUCGCUAUUACGUGCAACCGAACUGCCUACAUUCACCGUGCUCGAAGGGCGCACCAAGAGACGUGGAACCGGCCGAACUGCCUGCCAAACGGGAGCAUACGCCCCAGGACCUUGCCCAAAAAGCAGAGCCACAGUCCGGCAUGUCGGCGAGAGACACAUACAAUGAGAGUCGGCGAGGCUCUUGGAUGGAAACUUUGAGAGGCCGAUGCACUCUGAGCACACCGGGAAAAAAAGCCGAGCGGCAUAAAAAGCAGGACUCGGAACCGGGUACCGGCAGGGUUCUGACUGUGUAUGUUGGCGCUACUGACUAUUCGAACAGCCAUGCACACGUCGAGUUCUUAGCCGCUAUUGCCCAUAGACGCGAAAUCCUCAGAAAGCAACACCAGCUAGUCUUGGAAAAGGUUAACGGACUCGCAGGCGCUGCAGGUGGUUCUGGAAGGGAGCGAGAUUUACGAAAACAAACCACACCUGAGCAAGCGGCUACCAUGGACUCGAUCCAUCACGGCAAGCACAAUGACGCAUUUACGCCUUCCGGAUCUUGUUACCAAGAGCAAUCUGUUUUGACUUGCUGGCAAGCACGACAAGCAGCGCUCGAGUGGAUGAUAUCGUCUUACAGCAUUCUUCCUGCGCAUAUAAUCAGGGACGCGGAAACGGCGGAUUACAGAGUGCGAUCGGAGGGUAUAUCCCCUUGUAACAAGCUCCUGCCGUCUCUUUUCGCCUUGUGCGUGGACAGCUUGAAUCGGAUGCUCUUUGCGACCUUGCCUUCCAUACUCGAGUUUCAGCGGUCAACAACGAACGGGCAACUGCUGUGCUCGUUGGUCUGCUGGUCUCGCGCACGGCCUCCUCCACGCGUCGCUCUGACGUUCCUGCUGGUCUCCUCUAGUGCGGAGCACAGCAAGCAGCACGCGCCCACAAACAACGUCGUGCUCCAGCAGUCUCUCACGAAGGCCGAAAUCUCUGGAAUAGAACCAUGUAUGCAUACAUCUCUCCAGCCAAGAGAGUCUACAGGUGCAGCUACGAUGGACGCAAGCGCACACAGUGAGGACAGGAGCCUUCCAGAGAAGAUCUGGGAUAAAUCCGAGGGUCCAGAUUACUGUCCGUCGGAUUUCCGGCAGCGCUUCCCGUUCGUGGAUAUGGUGCUGCACCGCGUGUUCGAUGUCGAAGAUCUGUAUCCGUUGUUGCCGUUCAUUCCAGAAGACGUGAUUGCGGCGGUGCUCUGUUCUCGGACGCUGAAUCGAACAGAUACUGAGUAUAGAUUGACUGGCCUUCUGUCGUCGUGGCGGAGAAUUCGAGAGUCUAAAGGAAGACGUUUCCGUAGCACCGCCCAUUACGGGCACGCAUCUGGUCGGCGGAUCCGGCCGCAGGCUGCGAGAGAGAACUCAACCAGUAUCGCGGCCGGCAUCUCCUGUGCUAAUGGAGUAGGAGCACUGGCAGCAGGGUGUGGUGCGUUUCGGAGGGGACCGCGAUAUCAAGCUUCCGACAACCUUGGCGCCCCGCCGGGCAGCUGCUUCGUCUACUGUCCGGAUAAGCGUUUGUUAACAUAUUUUAGCCCUGGGGAGAUCCUUGUCUGGCUGCACAAACGUUGGCGGCUGGUUUUCGUCCGCCUCACGCGGAUGCAACUAAAGAAUGGAAAAGGGGGCUAUGCUAACGAAAAGCGGAUAGAUGAUUGCACAUCGAUUGAGAGCGUGCACAAUGGAAAUUCAGCUCCAUCCGCUACGGCCCACGACGAGGCUGUCUUCUCAGAGAGUUUUGCUCGGUCGGCGCAUGCUGUAGGUUCACAACCUCGACCUGGGGAGCCGUGUGUUCUUUCAGAGGUCACUGGAGGUAUCGUGGCUGAUAGAGUGCUCGAAGUUGGCACUGAAGGGAUGACGUCCGGCUAUGCAAGUACUUCACCGGACGGCAGAGACCGGGAGCGAGCAGGCGAGGUUGUAUCAUCAAUCGGCGCCGGUAGUCAUGCUGAUGUGGUGAGGGUAGGCGUGCACCGGGAGGAUAGUAUCGCUCUUGAUGAGACCGCAGCUAGCGGGAUUCCCCAGAUAGAGGAACGACUACAGGUCGUGAGCACUCCUGUCCCGGCUGAUCUGCCAAGCGUGAACUGGCAGCAUGCUUCACCCAGCCGAACGUUCCAAGUGGCGGACUUGGGUUCCUCGGCAGAUCGAUCGAGGAUGCCAACCGGGUCAGAAGGCAGUGGGUGUAUGCAAGCGGCAUCCCAAACGGGAAUUGAUGAAGAGGAGGAAGUUGCAAAUGAGCUGCCAGGGUCGGAAUCGCCUGUCAGUUUGGGUGAUCUGUCUCAUAUCUCCCUAACUGACUUACCUGAUCUCAGUCCUACGUGGCCUGAUCUUCAUCCUGCUGCUGUCUCUCGAAAGCCCCGUACGCAGCGGCGUCUGGUCAAUCGACUCGUUUAUGCACCAUGUCGGCGGUGGCGCGAGGUCGUGGGCAGCGGGCCCCAGUACGCCAGACCCGAGCAGCAGGUGAGAACUUUUAUUUGA